GUCUGCCCCAGGUCUGCCCCGCACUUGAGGCUUUCGGCGAGUCGGAACCUGGUCGCUCAGGUUGAGCACUGGCCUUCACCUCCUAAGUGCUGUUGCUCUUUCCUUCUUGCUUUUCGAAUUCGCGCUGCAGUGCUCGCAAAGUCCAACCAUGCUCGUCAAGUUCCCCCGAUUACCGCUUCGUUCCGCAGGUCUCGAGAAGCUGAGCGCAACAACCCCAAGACGCUUGCAGUCGACAUAUGCGAAGUUUUACUGGGAGGAUCCGUUGAGUCUGGACAGUUUGUUGACGGAAGAAGAGGUCGCUAUCAGGGACACCGCUCGAGCCUUUUGUCAGGAGCAUCUCAUGCCAAAGGUUCUCCACGCAUUGCGUACAGAAGAGUUCAGUCAUGAUGUUCUGCCCUCCAUGGGCGCGCUCGGACUCCUUGGACCUACAAUUCAAGGCUACGGCUGCGCCGGUGUAAGCAGCGUUGCAUAUGGUCUCAUUGCGCGUGAAGUCGAGAGGGUAGAUUCCGGGUAUCGGUCGACCAUGUCUGUGCAGUCAUCGCUGGUGAUGCACCCUAUCAACGAAUAUGGCAGCGAAGCGCAGAAGGAGAAGUACCUUCCACGCCUUGCGAAGGGCGAGAUUGUCGGAUGCUUCGGCCUUACAGAGCCGAAUCACGGCUCCGAUCCCGCUGGGAUGGAGACCGUCGCCGAAGAAGUCGAUGGCGGCUUCGUCCUGAAUGGAGCCAAGACAUGGAUCACGAAUGCACCCAUCGCUGAUCUCUUCGUUGUCUGGGCGCGCUGCAAGUGGGACGGCAAAGUGCGCGGGUUCCUCCUCGAGAAGGGCACGAAGGGCCUCUCCGCGCCCGCGAUCAAGAACAAGCUCGCGUUGCGGUGUUCGCUCACUGGCUCCAUAUUCAUGGACAGCGUCCACGUCGGGCACGACGCGCUCCUCCCCAAGGUGAAGGGCCUCGCCGGGCCCUUCGGCUGUCUGAACAGCGCUCGGUACGGUAUCUCGUGGGGCGCGAUGGGCGCGCUGGAGGACUGCAUCGACCGCACGCGCGCGUACGCGCUCGAGCGGCAGCAGUUCGGGCGCCCGCUCGCGUCGUUCCAGCUCGUGCAGAAGAAGCUCGUCGACGCGCAGACGGAGGCCGCCCUCGGGCUCCAUGCGAGCUACCAGGUGGGCCGGCUGAAGGACGAGGGCAAGAGCGCGCCGCAGAUGAUCAGCCUCGUGAAGCGCAACAACUGCGGGAAGGCGCUUGAGCACGCGAGGAGAGUGCUGGAUAUCCUGGGCGGCAAUGCGUGCUCCGAUGAGUACCACGUUGGCCGCCAUGUCGCGAACCUGCAGGUCGUCAACACGUAUGAAGGGACAUACGACAUUCAUACAUUGAUCCUGGGCAAGGCGAUGACCGACAUCCAGGCAUUCGCGAACUGAAUCAAGCUUGCUGUAUCUUAGUGUAUCAAGAUAGUCGCAUUGGAUAGCUGACAUGUAGACCAAGUGGGUGGUGAUACAUCACAAACGGGACAUAUACCGAAGACGCGAAGGCGAAGUGUAGGUAGGCGGUGGUAAGCUACAUAACAGGGCUACAAGUACGAAGAGGAGACAGCUAGCAAUACAGAAAAAACCGAGAGAGAACCCAAGCGCGAACUCAU
Molecule: messenger RNA, 1629 nt
Organism: Rhodofomes roseus
Lineage: Eukaryota; Fungi; Basidiomycota; Agaricomycetes; Polyporales; Fomitopsidaceae
Product: acyl-CoA dehydrogenase domain-containing protein
Exons: 16
Coding region: 149-1411 (420 amino acids)
Biological process (GO): fatty acid beta-oxidation using acyl-CoA dehydrogenase; fatty-acyl-CoA biosynthetic process
Cellular component (GO): mitochondrial inner membrane
Molecular function (GO): glutaryl-CoA dehydrogenase activity; fatty-acyl-CoA binding; flavin adenine dinucleotide binding
Source: RefSeq, a predicted model, not a curated record